CAUAAAAAGCUAGCCAGAUCAAGUCAUAAUGACACAUUUCCAACCUUACUUCAGAUUCUGUGAAAGGAUGACUCUGCUAGGAUAUAACCAGCAUGCCUUUCUGGUUUUCUGCAGGUUGAGACACGGCAAUUCUAAAGACAUGCAUCGGAGGCACGCCACCCUUCGGGAGAAGGGCCGGCGCCAGGCCAUCCGGGGCCCUGCCUACAUGUUCAACGAGAAGGGCACCAGCCUCACCGCAGAGGAGGAGCAUUUCCUCGAUUCUGCAGAAUAUGGCAACAUUCCUGUUGUGCGAAAAAUGCUGGAGGAAUCCAAAACCUUGAACUUCAAUUGCGUCGAUUACAUGGGACAAAACGCCCUCCAGCUGGCCGUAGGCAAUGAGCACCUGGAAGUGACAGAGCUGCUCCUCAAGAAGGAGAAUCUCGCCCGAGUCGGGGACGCGCUGCUGUUGGCCAUCAGCAAAGGCUACGUGCGCAUCGUGGAAGCAAUACUGAACCACCCCGCCUUCGCACAAGGCCAGCGCCUCACGCUCAGCCCUCUCGAGCAGGAGCUGAGGGAUGAUGACUUUUACGCGUACGAUGAAGAUGGAACUCGGUUCUCCCAUGACAUUACCCCCAUCAUACUUGCUGCCCACUGCCAGGAGUAUGAAAUUGUUCACAUCUUACUUCUAAAAGGUGCGCGGAUUGAAAGGCCACAUGACUAUUUUUGCAAGUGCAAUGAAUGUAUGGAAAAGCAGAGGAAAGACUCCUUUAGUCACUCUCGCUCAAGAAUGAAUGCCUACAAAGGAUUAGCCAGUGCUGCUUAUUUGUCUCUGUCCAGUGAAGACCCUGUCCUUACUGCUCUAGAGCUUAGCAAUGAACUGGCCAGGCUAGCCAACAUUGAAACUGAAUUUAAGAACGACUACAGGAAGUUAUCUAUGCAAUGCAAGGACUUUGUUGUGGGAGUGUUGGACCUGUGCAGAGACACUGAAGAAGUGGAGGCUAUUCUGAAUGGAGAUGUGAACAUCCAGCUGUGCCCUGAGCACCACCGGCCAAGUUUGAGCAGGAUUAAACUUGCUAUUAAAUACGAGGUCAAAAAGUUCGUUGCUCACCCCAACUGCCAGCAGCAAUUGCUCACCAUGUGGUACGAAAACCUCUCAGGCUUACGGCAGCAAUCCAUAGCUGUGAAGUUCUUGGCUGUUUUUGGGGUCUCCAUCGGGCUGCCCUUCCUUGCCAUAGCCUACUGGAUUGCUCCCUGCAGCAAGCUGGGACGUACCCUUCGAAGUCCUUUCAUGAAGUUUGUGGCUCAUGCAGUUUCCUUCACAAUUUUCCUUGGACUGUUAGUAGUGAACGCCUCAGAUCGGUUUGAAGGAGUCAAAAAUCUCCCCAAUGAGACCAUCACGGAUCAUCCAAAACAAAUAUUCAGAGUCAAAACAACCCAGUUCUCAUGGACAGAAUUGCUGAUCAUGAAGUGGGUAUUGGGUAUGAUAUGGUCAGAGUGCAAGGAGAUCUGGGAAGAGGGCCCACGUGAAUAUGUGGUGCAUCUCUGGAACCUGCUGGACUUUGGGAUGCUGUCCAUCUUCGUGGCAUCAUUCACUGCCAGGUUCAUGGCUUUUCUUAAAGCAUCUGAGGCACAGCAGUACGUAGAUCAGUACGUUCAAGAUGAUGACCUCAAUAAUGUCACCCUUCCCCCUGAAGUUGCUUACUUCACCUAUGCCAGGAACAAGUGGCUCCCCUCGGAUCCCCAGAUCAUUUCAGAAGGCCUGUAUGCCAUAGCUGUGGUACUCAGCUUCUCCCGCAUUGCUUACAUUCUUCCAGCCAACGAAAGCUUCGGCCCCCUGCAGAUCUCUCUGGGGAGGACCGUGAAGGACAUCUUCAAGUUCAUGGUCAUCUUCAUCAUGGUGUUCCUAGCCUUCAUGAUUGGGAUGUUCAACCUUUACUCUUACUACCUUGGUGCAAAGUACAACCCCGCGUUUACAACGGUAGAAGAAAGUUUUAAAACCUUAUUCUGGUCAAUAUUUGGCUUAUCUGAAGUGAUCUCUGUGGUGCUGAAGUACGACCAUAAAUUCAUUGAGAAUAUUGGAUAUGUACUCUAUGGAGUAUAUAACGUCACUAUGGUGGUUGUGCUGCUUAAUAUGCUAAUAGCCAUGAUUAACAACUCCUAUCAGGAAAUUGAGGAGGAUGCAGAUGUGGAGUGGAAGUUUGCACGUGCCAAGCUCUGGCUAUCCUACUUUGAUGAAGGAAGGACUUUACCUGCUCCUUUUAAUCUAGUGCCAAGCCCUAAAUCAUUUUAUUAUCUCAUACUGAGAAUAAAAAUGUGCCUCAUAAAACUCUGCAAAUCUAAGGCCAAAAACUGUGAAAAUGACCUUGAGAUGGGGAUGCUGAAUUCCAAAAAACGGAAAGUUCGCUUUCACUCCAGCAUUCAAAACACAGAGAGUUUUUCUGGGAAGAACGCUUACACCAAGCCCACAAGAUACCAGAAGAUAAUGAAGCGCCUGAUUAAGCGCUAUGUGCUGAAGGCUCAGGUUGACCGGGAAAAUGAUGAGGUCAAUGAAGGAGAACUUAAAGAAAUCAAACAAGAUAUUUCCAGUCUCCGCUAUGAACUCUUAGAGGAAAAGUCACAAGCUACUGGUGAGCUGGCAAAACUAAUACAGCAGCUGAGUGACAAGUUUGGGAAGACCUUAAAUAAGGACAUUUGAUGGUGAAUACAGAGAAAGACAACUUGUUUUCUAAACAUUGUUCAUUCUCAACCAGCAUCUUAGAGGGCAAAAAACAUGUGAAAGAUGGGCACUGUACACUCAGCUUCUGCUGACAAGCAAGUGUUAGUAGGAGCACUUUCUGUUUCUCCUGCACUUGGUGAGUGACCAGUCAAAUCUUUUCUGAUACAAAAGUGACUUAAUGGUAAAAAUUGAUGCCCCUUGACAUCAGAAACAGAUGCACCAUAGAGAAGGCACCUCCAAUUAAGGGCAAAAAAAGGCCAGAUCUUCAUUCACCUGACUCCAGAGAAGACAAUGGAACUGUGCUCAUUAACACCAACAGAGGCUGUACUGAUAAGAAAUGGGUGAAGCCUGAAGAAAAAAUGUGCCAAGCAUAUUCCCUGCAAAAUUUUUUAAAUUCCUAUUCUUGGGUGUGUACUCUCCUUUUUCGUUUACAUUGGCAGCCCUGGAUAUAACUUUGAUCAGCAUUAUGGCUAAUAAAAACAUAAUGAGAAAUCAUCUGUUGAAGUGACCAAGGCAGUGAACAAGAAGUAGACACUGACAGCAUUGGAAAAAUGAAAUCAAGCUUGUGGGGUAAAUUAUCCUUUAACCUGAUGAAAGGAUUGCCAGCCAAACACUCCUGUCCACCUUUUCCAGCUGUAUUAGCUAGUCUGCUGAUGGAUAUGGUCUCUUUGUAUGCACUUAGCCUCUCUUUUAUCUUUAGUCGAUCCCAUCUCUGACAACAGUGUACUGAAAUACUCGUAAUGAUGUGAAACUCACUUCCCAGGAAUACCCAGAGAUAAAAUACCUUGUGCUAAUGUAUUCAGUUCAAAGAAAAACAUUAAUCCAGAGACAGCGAUGCAACUGAGCUCAGCUUUCAGAUUCCAGAGGUCAAACUGCAAGCCAUAGAGAGAGAUCAAUAACAAAGAACAUUGCCCAGUAGUUUCCAGCCUUGAAAUUUGUACAGAAAGGUUUCAAUAGAACAAUCUGACCAAAAAA
This is a messenger RNA of Lonchura striata (white-rumped munia), 3670 nucleotides long. RefSeq names its product transient receptor potential cation channel subfamily C member 7 (gene TRPC7). Lineage: Eukaryota; Metazoa; Chordata; Aves; Passeriformes; Estrildidae. Gene Ontology annotation, molecular function: store-operated calcium channel activity; protein binding; inositol 1,4,5 trisphosphate binding. The record is from RefSeq and is a predicted model, not a curated record. Gene Ontology annotation, cellular component: cation channel complex; plasma membrane. Gene Ontology annotation, biological process: regulation of cytosolic calcium ion concentration; calcium ion transmembrane transport; single fertilization.